AUGUCUUCAUUGCAGUCGCAAAGUGUGUCCGAAUGUAUGUCUUCGUCGUCCUCGUCGUCGACCUCUUCGUCGCCGUCGAUGUGUUUGGGAAGCAAUGAGACGCCAAACCCAUUGACGACACACCAUAUGAUUGCCACCAAUAUACCAAUACUUCCACUAACGAAGAGUUUGCGAACCACUUCUCGGACGACCGAUGAUAACAAUCAACAUAUGAUUGGCGCUCAAGAGUUGUCCAAAUUGUAUGCCAUCCGCAGUGAAUGCUAUCUAACACUAGGUUUACAUCAAUUGGCUUUCGAUGACUGCGUCAAUGGUUCCCAAUUGGAUCCAAAGAACCCCAAUCUGUAUCGCCUUAAAGGUCGUGCAUUACUUGGAUUGAAUCGCAAGGAAAGCGCUGAGCAUUCGUUUCAGAUGUCUAUUGAAUUGAGCAAAAAAUAUAGCCAACCGUCGGAUGAGUCGGUCAUAAGUAGAUAUAAUGCCCUAAAGGAGGCGGGUUUUGAUCACCAGACGGCCAAUAUGUUUGCCCCCAAAAGCCGUUCAGUAAACGAUGCAAUCGAUAAUAUACUGAAUACAAGCCUUACGUCCGGACAGUUGUCUUCUCUAAGAGAUUCUUAUACCCGAAGCUUAAAUACUAACGAUUCCGGCAAUCAAUUGCCGCCUCAAUGUUUGGACACAACAAUGUCCGCAAUGUUUGGUAACAUGAAUGAGACGAAUAACAGCGGCAACAGAGCUAACGGCGCCUCUCAAGCAUUAGGCCUUAAACUGAUUAGUGAUAUCGACAACUGUUUAGGAAGUAUUCUCGACUCUGACGGCGAAAAGACCCAUAUUUUUGACGAAAAAAACGAUAACAAUAUUAUUAGUGCCACUAAUUGUAGCGAUUUUUCAAAUAUGAAUAUUAAUAAUAAUAGUAUAAACAAAAGUAAUAAUAAUUACUGUGAUAUCGGAGACAAUGGAUAUCAGUCCAGAAGUCUUUCGCCACAAACAAAGCAAAGUUUAUUUGGGAUCUCUUCCGAUCACCAACUCAUGCAAAAAGGAAAUAAUUUUACUAUUGAUCUCAACAAAGACUCGUUGGGCUCUCAGAUACUGCCGAAGACUCUAAAGAAUAAUAACCGAAGCGCUGGAAGUGGUGGCCAAUCGACACGAAAAACAUUUGCUGACAUCGCGUCGGCUAACGCUAAAAAAUCUGUUCAGACAAUGAAAACGACCGCAAAAACCAAUACAAUGAAAGAUACGGAUACUAGAGAUACACCGGUCUCUCGUUCGCAAACCCCAUCCGAUGCCGGGACUAAACUAUCGGCGCUCGAGUCGUUCGGUGCACCCAAUUAUGCGACCGAAAGUGUGGACAAAAUUGAAAAAUUUGGCGAAAUAGUGGUUUUGGAACCGAUUAAACCCACAAAUCUAAUGGCAUAUAAAGGCCUUUGGGUCUGCAAUAUAUCGCCCGACGCUUCGUAUAUAACGUUAAAAAAGGUUUUUCGAAAAUAUGGAAAUUUUACUGGAAUUCAAACGUUUGAAAGAAAGGCCACAAACGGGUCGAACAUUGUUUUCGUUCACUACGAUAACAGUCAGUCGCCAACCGAUGCCAUCGCAGAGCUGUUUGGUGUCUACCGGAAAGACAUCUGUUUUGACGAGAAGACACUUUUGAAGCUUAGAUUCACUCCAAGUAUGGAACAGACGAAGAACGGAGACAUGCCUUCCAUGGAAAAGGCCAGACGUGUGGUCGAGAAGAGUGGCGAGUGUUUCAAUUGGCGUCUGAGCACCGGAUGCCAUAAAGGAGACCGUUGUUCAUACAAACACAUCCCUAUUAAUAAAGCGGUUGACUCUCAGCCUUGGGUGAAAGCAUUGAAAAAGAAGGCAAACGACGCUUAAAACACACUAUGAAUGGCUCUCUUAUAAUAAUAAAUAUAUUAAAAUUAUAUUACAAUUAACACAAAAUGUCUUUUCUUCUGGCGAUAACUUGAUAUAAGAAAUAAAACACUUUUUUGUCCUUUA
Molecule: messenger RNA, 1986 nt
Organism: Medioppia subpectinata
Lineage: Eukaryota; Metazoa; Arthropoda; Arachnida; Sarcoptiformes; Oppiidae
Source: the annotation of a GenBank genome assembly